This is a messenger RNA of Hipposideros armiger (great roundleaf bat), 2606 nucleotides long. RefSeq names its product ARF like GTPase 13B (gene ARL13B). Bases 389 to 1618 code for a protein of 409 amino acids. Gene Ontology annotation, molecular function: GTP binding; GTPase activity. NCBI's taxonomy places the organism in Eukaryota, Metazoa, Chordata, Mammalia, Chiroptera, Hipposideridae. The transcript is spliced from 10 exons. Gene Ontology annotation, biological process: receptor localization to non-motile cilium; non-motile cilium assembly. The record is from RefSeq and is a predicted model, not a curated record. Gene Ontology annotation, cellular component: motile cilium; ciliary membrane; non-motile cilium.
GGGGGUUUUCUCUGUUCGGCCCCUUAAUGCUGCUGGGUUCUGUGAAUCUGCACAUUGGGUCGCCGGUCCCUGGGCAUGGAGGGCAGUCGUUUUCCGCUCGCGGGCUGACGCGAUUAUACCGGCUUUGUGCUCGGACUGACCGUCUGCACCUGCCUCUCGAUCUCUCCUUCGGGGCUAACCGCCUUAUAAGGUCCUCGGAGCGGCGGCGGCUUCGGGACUUGGCCCGCGGCAACUAGGGGCCCACCCCCCACCCCCGCUCCAGGCUCGGAUGGGAGGCGGAGGGAGGAGCGGCCUGGGAUGUUCAGUCUGAUGGCCAAUUGCUGCACCUGGUUCAAGCGGCGGCAGGAGCCUGUCAGAAAAGUGACUCUUGUGAUGGUGGGACUUGAUAAUGCUGGUAAAACGGCAACGGCAAAGGGAAUCCAAGGAGAUUGUUUCUUUUAUAUCAUUUGAAAUAGAGUAUCCUGAAGAUGUAGCUCCUACUGUUGGAUUUUCCAAAAUUGACCUUAGACAAGGAAAGUUUGAAGUCACCAUCUUUGACUUGGGAGGUGGAAAAAGAAUUCGGGGAAUCUGGAAGAAUUACUAUGCUGAGUCCUAUGGGGUAAUAUUUGUUGUGGAUUCCAGUGAUGAAGAGAGAAUGGAAGAGACGAAAGAGACAAUGUCAGAAGUGUUAAGACAUCCUAGGAUAUCAGGAAAGCCUAUAUUGGUGUUGGCAAAUAAACAAGACAAGGAAGGGGCUUUAGGAGAAGCUGAUGUGAUUGAAUGUCUGUCUCUGGAAAAAUUGGUCAAUGAGCACAAGUGCCUGUGUCAAAUAGAACCCUGUUCAGCAAUCUUGGGAUCUGGAAAGAAAAUAGACAAAUCCAUCAAAAAAGGCCUUUACUGGCUGCUACAUAUCAUUGCAAGAGACUUUGAUGCCUUAAAUGAACGCAUCCAAAAAGACACAACAGAACAGCGUGCUCUUGAGGAACAAGAGAAACGAGAAAGAGCUGAACGAGUGCGAAAAUUACGGGAAGAAAGAGAACAAAGAGAGCGAGAGCAGGCUGAACUCGAUGGAACCAGUGGUCUGGCUGAGGUGGACCCAGAACCAAUUAUUGUUAAUCCUUUCCAGCCGAUAGCAACCGUAAUCAUUGAGAAUGAAAAAAAACUUGAAAAAGAGAAAAAGAGGCAAAAUAUGGAGAAAGACAGUGACGACUGCCCCCUGAAACAUAAAAUGGAGCAUGAGCACGUAGAGACACAGAGCCAGAUCAGUGACAACAGCCAGAAAAACAAUGAGUUUGGAAUAGUGGAAAAUUAUAAGGAAGCGUUAACACAGCAGUUGGAGAAUGAAGAUGAGACAGACCAGCCAUCAUCAGAAUCAGAUAACAGUAAAAAGAAAACUAAGAAACUAAGAAUAAAAAGGAGUCACCGUGUAGAGCCUGUCAAUACAGAUGACCCUGCUCCUAAGAGCCCAACACCACCCCCACCUCCUCCUCCUGUUGGCUGGGGAACCCCUAAAGUCACUAGACUUCCAAAACUUGAGCUUCUUGGUGAAACACGUCAUAAUGAUUUCUAUGGGAAGCCGCUGCCUCCCCUGGCUAUGCGACAGAGACCUAACAGUGAUGUUCAUGACAUGAUCUCAUAAACCAAAUCACAUGGAUGAGCUCUCCUAAUAAUGGCAAGAUGAACUGGAGGGAGGACCAUCUUUCUCAGAGAACUAAAACCCUGACCUUUGAUAACUGGGCAAGAUAACCAUAGGAAUUUCAGUAAAGAUUAAUAGCCAAAAAUUAAUCUGACUGAUUACUUAUCCAUGUUCUUCAUGGUUUAAAAAAAAGGAAGCAAAAUGACUAGAAGAUGGGAUGAACAUUUGGACCAAGUUAGUACACGUUAGUAUUGACUCUGGUUUAUACAUCCUCACUUAUGGGCACAUUCCAGAAGGAACGCCUUUCAGAAAAAGAGCCAAUGGACUCUGCACACUUUCAUUACUAUUGAAUAGUCUUUAUUUCUGUAUCUUAAACAGUUUUUUUGUAAGAUACUUAUGCAUGGAAGGGGAACUCUUGGGAAUUUAUAACCUAAAUUUUUAACAUUUUAUAUUUUUCUAAAGCUUUUGUUUAAGAAUUUUAAUUACUAUGAUAUUGACUGUAUACUUUUCUAUAGAUGCUUUGUUUAAAUUAUGUCUGGAAAAUGGAGUUGAUUUACUGGACAAACUUUAACUAUACAGAUAGGACAUAUUUAUAUGGUUUGAGGUAUAUUUUAUAAUAGUAUAGUUCUUGAAAUGUACAUCAUAAUUUGACCUAAUUUUAAACUAUAGAAACAGGAUAUAUUUAUAUGGUUUGAGGUAUGUUUUGUAAUAGUAUUGCUCUUGAAGUAUACAUCCUCAUUUGGUCUAAUUGUAAAAUAAUAUUUUUAAAAAAUAGAUUCUCACAUCUUAAUUCUAACAAAUUAUAUUAUUUGAAAGCACUACCCAAGGAGAGAGUUCAACUUUUUUCUGUUGUUUGAUUUCUUUGGUGAUGAUCCUAGUAAAUGAAUGAGACUUGGAAUACCUUCUUGACCAAAAUGCUUUGUAAAUUCAUAAAAAUGUUAUGUCAGAUAUUAAAAGCCCCAAUAAACACCUCUUUUAAAGUUUAAACCUC